GCAUCAUGGCGGCACCGGUGCCGCUAAUUGUUAAGAUUCGUGUUUUGUUGGCCCUCUCGACGAAAGAAAGGCUUCUUAGGGUUCGUCCGACCCAUCCACGGCAUGGAUCUUGAGGCCCAGCUGACCCUACCCUGACACUCUCAGGUUUGAACCGCAAUAACAACUCCACUCAGGACUGAAUGCGUGGUUUCGGCAACUCCGUCAGCUAUGGUGGAAAAUGUGGUCAGCCUUCCUUGUGUCCAACUAUGGACUCCGCAAUGUUUACGGAGAACGCUCGCAUCGUUCGACAACUUCGGCGAGACAUGAAGGCAUCAAAACCAGAGCAUCCGAAUUUCAUCUAUCAUCGUCAAAACACAAAACCAAAGACGGUGCAGGUUCUCGCCACACGGUCCGGAAAUUAGGCACCGAUUGACGUCCGCUCUUUGGCCACAGGAAGACGUUGGCACUCAUGAGGACAUAAUUAAAUGUGAAGCGCGACGGCCAGCAUGACCAUGGACGUCAAAGCGGAACCUCAGACCAAGGCAUCGCAGGAGUGCGCCGGUUGCGGAAAACGAAUCACUGAAAGGUUUCUGCUUAAGGCGCUUGACCUUUAUUGGCACGAGGAUUGUUUGAAAUGCGGCUGUUGCGACUGCAGAUUGGGCGAGGUGGGAUCAACUUUGUACACCAAGGCAAAUCUCAUCCUCUGUCGACGGGACUAUCUCAGGUUGUUCGGAAACACGGGGUACUGCGCGGCAUGUGCCAAAGUGAUUCCAGCCUUUGAGAUGGUGAUGCGCGCCCGGUCCAAUGUGUACCACCUCGAGUGCUUCGCCUGUCAGCAGUGCAAUCACAGGUUUUGCGUCGGCGACCGGUUUUACUUGUGCGAGAACAAAAUCCUGUGCGAAUACGACUACGAGGAGCGACUUGUGUUCGCCAACAUGGCUUACAACCCUCCGAGUUUGGCGCACCUGAAGCGCCAGACCAGCCAGUUACCUCCCCCUGGUCAGGCGGUGAACGGUGGCUCCGCAGCCUCGCGUCUGCACCCCGGCGUGAACCUCCCCGGCGGCGUUGGUCCCUUAGGUGGAGGACCGCCUAUGCCGACCCUUCACGGCGACUCUCUGCCCCCCGACCAGCAGCGGCGCCUCCAGAACGGCGUCGACGGCGGCGGCGGCAACGGCUUCGUCGCCCCCGGAGACCACUUGGGUCCGUUCGACGCCAAAUGAGACUUUCCGAAACGCAAGCGGAAACGGAGCUAGUCGCGCAUAUCAAGGAAAGAAAGGAAACGAAAAAUUAGCAAGUUUGGUGGGGAAAAUUUAAAUUAAAAAGAAAAUUCCGCCGCAUAUAUACUCUCGGAGAGCAGGAUCAAUGUUCGAUAUUAAGGGACUUUCUCAGUCAGUGCAUGUGUUCUCCAGUAGAAGCAGAACUUUUUUUGUUCAAAUUUUAUUAUAUAUAUUCUAUAUCAAUGUAUUGACUUUCGUUUAUGAUUGAUUGUGAUACUCAAAUGCCAAACUCUAUAAAUGAAGCAUUUUUUGAAGCCUCGCCCACUUCGAUUGAUAUGUAAAAUAUUGCAGAGGCAAAUGUUGAAAAAUGUAUUAUGGACUAAUUACUAAGUGUAUAAUCACACCUUCCGAAAUACUGUAAAAUCGUACAUAACGAAGCACUUCUGUAAAUUAAAUAUUUGAA
Messenger RNA from Neocloeon triangulifer, 1659 nucleotides. RefSeq names its product LIM domain only protein 3-like. The transcript has 9 exons. NCBI's taxonomy places the organism in Eukaryota, Metazoa, Arthropoda, Insecta, Ephemeroptera, Baetidae. Gene Ontology annotation, cellular component: nucleus. Bases 486 to 1199 code for a protein of 237 amino acids. Gene Ontology annotation, molecular function: DNA-binding transcription factor binding; transcription coactivator activity. The record is from RefSeq and is a predicted model, not a curated record. Gene Ontology annotation, biological process: positive regulation of transcription by RNA polymerase II.